Molecule: messenger RNA, 3291 nt
Organism: Spodoptera exigua (beet armyworm)
Lineage: Eukaryota; Metazoa; Arthropoda; Insecta; Lepidoptera; Noctuidae
Source: the annotation of a GenBank genome assembly
AUGGCUAGACUAGCGCGGGGUGCGACGUGUCGCGGCGACGAGUUCCGCUGCGCCGCCAGCAACCUGUGCCUGGCGCCGAGCUGGCGCUGCGACGGGGAGCCCGACUGCGGCGCGCACGACGCCUCCGACGAGGACCCCUACAUGUGUCAGAAAGACUUCAAGUGUCCCGGCAACAGCGCGCGCUGCGAGACGCCGGUGGACGGCCAGUUCACGUGCGUCCCCAUCGAGCAGUUCUGUGACGGCGAGCGCCAUUGCCCCGACGCCAGCGACGAGUGGGACAUCUGCGACAACUUCACGGCGGCGCAGUGCGCGGCGCUGCGCUGCGAGCUGGGCUGCCGGCCCACGCACGCCGGCCUCGCCUGCUACUGCCGCGCCGGCUACGAGGCGGACGCCGGCGGCCGCUGCGUCGACGCGGACGAGUGCUCGCGCGAGGACGCAUGCGCGCAGCGCUGCCACAACACGGUCGGCUCGUACGCCUGCAGCUGCGCGGCCGGGUACCGGCUGCACGGCGACGGGCGCGGCUGCGAGCCCAUCAACGAGCCGGAGGGCGAGCCGCUGUCGCUGGUGGUGGUGACGGCGGGCGACGUGCGGCGCGUGUGGCCGGCGGACGACGCGCCGCCGGGGACCCGCUCGCGGCUGCCCGCGCUCAGCGUGCGCGCCAUCGACAUCCUCUACUCCAACCGGAGCAUCUGCUACGUGCACCACAACCUGAGCGCGGCCGACAUCGUGUGCGCGGACGCGGACGACCUGAGCCGGCGCCGCGUGCUGGGCCGGCCCGCGCUGUUCCCCGACGUGGCCGGCGUCAGCCACCUGGCCGUGGACUGGGUGGCCGGCAACUGGUACCUGGUGGACGGCGGCCGCGAGGCGCUGUAUGCGUGCUCGCGCGACCUGCGCUACUGCCGCCUGCUGGUGGAGGGCGCGCUGGCCAAGGUGCACGGCUUCGCGCUGGAUCCCGCCGUCGGCCUCAUGUUCUGGACGGUGUGGGGCGCUGCGCCCCCGGCCGUGGAGAGCGCCAGCCUCGCAGGCGAGGGCCGCGCCCCCGUGGCCACGCUGAAGCUGGUGUACCCGUCGGCGCUGACGCUGGAGCCGGCGGCGCGCGCGCUGUACUGGGUGGACGCCUACCUGGACUGCGUGGAGCGCGCCGACUACAGCGGGGCCAACCGCCGCACGCUGCGCCGCGGAUACGCUAGCCAGGAGCUGGUGGCGAUCGCGGCGCUGGGCGGCGCGCUGUACCUGCCCGUCUGGCGCAACUCCAGCCUGCUGGCGGGCGCGCGCAGCGUGGCGCUGGACGCGCGCCCCACGGCCGCGCUGGCCUUCCACCGCGCGCGCCAGCCGCGCAGCGCGCAUCCCUGCGCCGCGCACAACGGCGGCUGCGCGCAGCUGUGCUUCCCGGCGUACGAGGGCGGCACCGCGCGCGCGCGCUGCGCCUGCCGCCACGGCUGGCGCCUGGCCGGCCGCGGCGCCUGCGACCGUGUCCACGAGGACGCCUUCCUGCUGCUGGCGCGCGGCGCGCCCCCGCUGGUGCAGGCGCUGGCGCUGCGCCCCCGCGGCUGGGAGGCGGCGGCGCCGGCCACGGACGCGGCGCGCCCCACGGCGGCGGACGCGGACACGCGCGACCACUACCUCUACUACUGCGACGUGCACCGCUACGAGAUCGUGCGCCAGCGCCUGGACGGCAGCGGCCGCGAGGUGUUCGCCGGCAGCGACGUCGACAACUGCGAGGGGCUGGCCGUCGACUGGAUGGGUCGCAACCUGUACUGGACGGACGCCGCGCUGGGCACGGUGAGCGCGGCGCGGCUGGACGCGCCGGGCGUGCGCCGCGUGCUGGUGCGCGACGCCGACUACCUGCACUACCACCCGCGCGCCAUCACGCUGCACCCCGCCAACGGGUGCGACACGUACCUCAACCGGGUGGAGCGCCUGGAGCUGCGCUCGGGCCGGCGCCAGCUGGUCACCUCCGACGCCGUCAAACCCUACGGCCUGGCGCUGUACGAGGGCGCCGUGAUCUGGAGCGAGCACGGCACGGGCGCGGUGCGGCGCCGCGACGCGGACGGCAACGUGACGCAGCUGUACCGGCUGGCGCCGCCGCUGUACGGGCUGCGCCUGGUGGCCGGCACGGCGCGCUCCGGCCGCAACGCCUGCGCGCGCGGCGGGGGCUGCGCCGACCUGUGCCUGGCCACGCCCACCGGCCGCACCUGCGCCUGCGCCGACGGCCGCGAGCCCGCCCCGCUCGCCCCGCACACGUGCCGCGCGGCGCGCGCGCCCCCCGCCCCGCCCGCCUGCCCGCCCAACACCUUCGCCUGCCGGAAUGGGCGCUGCAUCGAGGAGCAGUACGUGUGUGACGGGGACCUGGACUGUUCGGACGGGUCCGACGAGGACGCGUCGGUCAGCGGACCUUGCGACUGCACGGACGGCGCGGACGAGGGCGCGGCGGCGUGCGGGCGGCGCGCCUGCCGGCCCGGCCAGUUCCAGUGCGGCCGCUCGCGGCGCUGCAUCCCGCUGUGGUGGCGCUGCGACGGCGCGCCCGACUGCGGCGCCGGCGACGCCAGCGACGAGCAGGCCUGCGCCGCGCAGCCCUGCGGCGCCGCCAUGUUCCCCUGCGACAACGGCGCCUGCCUGCCCUGGGACUACUACUGCGACGGCCACGCCGACUGCGCCGACGCCAGCGACGAGCGCGCCUGCGCUGACGUCACCACGCCGCCGCCGCAACACGAUAAAAAUGUGGAAGUAAGCGCGUGCGAGGAGCACGAGUUCCAGUGCAACAACACCGAGUGCAUCAGGAAGUGUUCGCCGCAGGAGUUCCGGUGCGACGCGCACGUGGACUGCCUGGACGGGUCCGACGAGGCGCAGUGCGGCGAGCGCGGGCCCAGCAGCGCGCGGCCGGCCGCGGCCAGUACGGCGGCGCCGGCGGCUGCGUGCCCGGCGCCGGCGCUGCGCUGCGACGGAGGGUCGCGCUGCGUGCCGCUGGCGCAGCAGUGCGACGGCGCGGCGGACUGCGCGGACGGCGCGGACGAGGCGGACCGGUGCGGCGAGCCCAUGUGCGCGCUGGCGGCGUGCUCCCACUCGUGCCACGCGGCGCCGGGCGGGCCGCAGUGCGGCUGCCCCGCGGGGCUGGCGCUGGCCGCCGACGGCGCCACGUGCGAGCCGCGCGCGCCCUGCGCUCACUGGGGCGUCUGCGCGCAGGGCUGCGUGCCCACCAAGGCGGCCCACAAGUGCACCUGCGACGCCGGGUACCGCCUCGCCGACGACGGCUUCAGCUGCAAGAGCACGGGUGAGGAAGAGCUGAAAUAA